AUGGCUAUGACCACAAUAGAAUGCGAUGGUACUUUUCAAAUCAAUUAUGACAACCAACAAACGAUUAGUGCUUCAGACAACGUGAACUUAGGUUCACAAGCGAACGAACCUUCACAAUCUUUAACGGCUACUCUCUUAUCUCCAAAUUAUCUGCCUGCCAAAAGUCAGGAGAAAGGUUCUACCACGAAAAAUCAAGAGACUAAUAUAAACUUGGUGGAUUGCUAA
Messenger RNA from Cetraspora pellucida, 225 nucleotides. The record is from the annotation of a GenBank genome assembly. NCBI's taxonomy places the organism in Eukaryota, Fungi, Glomeromycota, Glomeromycetes, Diversisporales, Gigasporaceae.